AUGAGCGCGAUAUUAACAGACCGGCAAGCGGAAGAGCUGCACAAGGCCAUAAUAGCAUAUCUGGGUGUCAUAAACGCGCCAAAGACUGCCGAGGCUUUCCGGGAGGAAGCCAACAUAGCCGACAGCUUCGACGAUGCUACGCGGAAAAAGUAUGAGGGGCUGCUGGAGAAGAAAUGGACGAGUGUAGUACGGUUGCAGAAGAAGGUCUUGGAACUCGAGCAGCGCAACCAGAGCCUCCAGAGCGAGCUCGAUUCCACCACGCCAACCUCGCUCAUCAGAAGGAAUCAAGACCCCACUAGCUGGCUGCCGCGAGCUCCAGCACGGCAUACUCUCCAAUCACAUCGCUCGCCUAUCACAUGCGUCGCGUUCCACCCCGUUUUCUCGUCGCUCGCUUCAGGCUCUGAAGACACUACCAUCAAGAUUUGGGAUUGGGAAUUGGGUGAGCUCGAACGAACGGUCAAGGGUCACACGAAAGGCGUGCUGGACGUCGACUUUGGUGGCCCCAGAGGCGGUACACUACUAGCGUCGUGUUCGAGCGACUUGACUAUCAAGCUGUGGGACCCCUCAGACGAGUACAAGAACAUCAGGACACUUCCCGGACACGACCACUCCGUCUCUGCGAUUCGAUUCGUACCCAGUGGAGCUGCGGGCUCUCCAUCGUCCGGCAACUUACUAGUCUCUGCGUCGCGAGACAAGACUCUACGGAUAUGGGAUGUCACAACAGGAUACUGUGUGAAGACGAUACGCGGACAUGCCGACUGGGUACGAGACGUUGCCCCUAGCUUUGACGGACGAUGGCUCCUGUCAGCAGGAAAUGACCAGACUGCCAGGUUAUGGGACGCUAGCUCAGGGGAGGCCAAGUGCACUUUCCUUGGGCACGAGCAUGUCAUUGAAUGUGUUACAAUAGCGCCCCCAGUAUCCUAUGCCAACCUUGCAGCUCUCGCCGGACUCAAGAAACCGCCACCACUAAGCAGUUCUGCCGAGUACAUUGCAACUGGAUCAAGAGACAAGACUAUAAAGAUAUGGGAUGGACGGGGAACAUUGAUAAAGACUCUUACUGGCCACGACAAUUGGAUACGGUCACUCGUCUUCCAUCCGGGCGGAAAGUACCUACUAUCAGCUAGCGACGACAAGACCAUCCGAUGCUGGGAUCUCACACAAGAAGGCCGAUGUGUCAAGACUGUGACUGACGCACACGGACAUUUCGUCAGCUGUAUGCGAUGGGCGCCAAAUGUCAUCAAGGACGUGCCUGUCAAUGGAGACGCGCCCAAUGGCGCAGCCAACGGCACUAAUAAGAAGAAAGAGGAGGAGGCAGCCAAAGCAGGCAUACGAUGUGUAAUUGCGACAGGUUGCGUUGAUUUGAACGUUCGCAUCUUUGCAUCGUGA
Alternaria postmessia is the source of this 1386-nucleotide messenger RNA. RefSeq names its product protein with putative role during mitosis (gene PAC1). The record is from RefSeq and is a predicted model, not a curated record. Gene Ontology annotation, biological process: nuclear migration; microtubule organizing center organization; establishment of mitotic spindle orientation. Gene Ontology annotation, molecular function: microtubule plus-end binding; dynein complex binding. The transcript is spliced from 3 exons. Gene Ontology annotation, cellular component: cytoplasmic microtubule; kinetochore; microtubule associated complex. NCBI's taxonomy places the organism in Eukaryota, Fungi, Ascomycota, Dothideomycetes, Pleosporales, Pleosporaceae. Bases 1 to 1386 code for a protein of 461 amino acids.